CUGGCAGUGUCCGGUGCGUGCGGGGUGUCCAUGAUCUGGGCCCAGACGGAGCUGCAGAUCCUGCUGCUGCCCAUGGCCUUCAUCGUGCUCUCCGGCAUGUGCAUUGCGGUCGUCAACAGCGUCGUCGUCGACAUCUUCCCCACCUACCUCAGAGCCAUGGCGGUGUGCCUGUCACUGUGCUGCGGCCGCCUGGGCACCUUCAUCACGUCCCUCAUGCUGGGUGCCCUCAUUGACUCCAGCUGCAUCCUCGCCAUCGCCAUCCUUGGAGGAUUUGUCUUUGCUUGUGGUGUACUCUCGACAUUGCUGCCAUCUGAGGCAAAGCUGAAGAAGAUGAACCACUGAGGUCAACUGCAGCACAGCGUCUGUAUCCUCGCUGCCAUUGUCAGGAGCCUGAGAUGUCGCCCACAUGUGCUGCUCUUACUGCCAUACCUCGUGACCUCAACGAUGAGAAGUUGUCCUAAGUGCUUCGUGUAGCCCGCUGUGAUGGUCAGCAUCCUGCAUCACUGUCUUAAACGUGACAUGGUGCACCAGCUAUUAUUAUUUUGGUGCCAGACAGAUGUGAAUGGCACAAGAAGAAACAGAGACUGCCAACUUGUGAAAACUACGCAAAACAAACUGUACUCUAAAGUACUAGCUUCAUUCUUUUCCACUUUUCAUACAUUUUUCAAUGUACCACCAAUUCAGCGGCCAUUAUAGAAUUGUUAAGUUGACCUGAUAUAUUAAUUUAGAGAGAUUGAGGAAAAAGAUGAAAUUAAUUUUGUUGACCUCCUUCUUUAAGAAACUAAACAAACUGCAUUGAAGCACAAAUAUUGGAAUACAUUUUUGAUAUGAUAAUUCUCAACAUAGAAAGUAAGUUCAUGAGGUGUGUUCAAAAAAUAAUGGGAAAUGUUGUUUUUUGGAAAUAAUUUUGUUUAUAUGUCUACAUCAAUGUUAUCACCUUCAAAGUAGUCAUACAUAAGCCCAUUUCCCAACCUGUGAAAAACUUCUGCAAUUCUGUCUCUCAGAUAGUUUAUCACUCUUUCAGUGAUGCGCUUUUAAUCUCACCCAUGCUCGUGAAAGUAUGAUCCUUUAAAGUUUCCUUUACUUUUGGGAACAGAAUGAAAGUCAUGUGGUGUCAUAUCUACUGAAUGUGGAGG
This is a messenger RNA of Schistocerca nitens (vagrant locust), 1136 nucleotides long. RefSeq lists its product as uncharacterized. The record is from RefSeq and is a predicted model, not a curated record. Lineage: Eukaryota; Metazoa; Arthropoda; Insecta; Orthoptera; Acrididae. The transcript has 3 exons. Bases 31 to 342 code for a protein of 103 amino acids.